This is a messenger RNA of Labrus mixtus (cuckoo wrasse), 4797 nucleotides long. RefSeq names its product NACHT, LRR and PYD domains-containing protein 3-like. The transcript has 9 exons. Gene Ontology annotation, molecular function: protein binding. The record is from RefSeq and is a predicted model, not a curated record. Lineage: Eukaryota; Metazoa; Chordata; Actinopteri; Labriformes; Labridae. Bases 207 to 3320 code for a protein of 1037 amino acids.
ACACACGUGUUAAAAUCAAAAUCAGCUCAUUAGCAGCUGCAGCGUGUGCGUAAAUCCACUCGCAAUCAAAGUUAUUACUUAAGUAGUGAUUUUUCUUUAAAUUUGAAUCCGUCUGAACAGUCAUUCUCCAUUUGAGAGAAUGAUAUCGAUGCCUUGAGUUGAAGACACAGAUAGAGACCAUUUAUGUGGAGUAUCAGUCGACAAACAUGGGAGUUGAUGAGACAGAUUCGGAGCACAGGAGCUUUGCUGUUAAAACAGGUGAGGUGCCUGAAGACUCACUUCCCUCUAUUCAGACUGAAGAUCAUAAUUUCUGUCCCAACUACUCUGCUCAGAGUCACAGCAUUUUGAUCGCUCCCUCCUUUCAUGGCACCAUCAGUCGUGACAUAAUCAUCAAUGUCAACUCACCAUGCAAAGAAUCUAAAGAAGAAUUCAACAAUGAUUCUGCCCCACAGCCCCAAAACAAUAAGAUCGAAGAAUGUAAAAAAAAGCUGAAAGCUACCCUAAUGGGGAACUUCAGCCACUUGCUGGAUGGGAUGACAACAGCGGCAAACAAGAUACCUCUCAAUGAGAUCUACACGGAGCUCUACAUCACUGAGGGAGGAAGUGGUGAAGUCAAUAAGGAGCAUGAGGUGAGACAGAUUGAGACAGUGUCCAGGAUACAUGUGACCCAGGAGAAAUCGAUCCACUGCAGUCACCUCUUUGUUCCUCAAGGGGAACGAGGUCUCCCCAGAAGAACCGUGUUGACAAGGGGAGUCGCUGGCAUCGGAAAAACGGUAUCCACCAAUAAAUUCACUCUGGACUGGGCUGAGGAAAAAGAAAACACCAACCUGGACUUUGUGUUUCCUCUCUCUUUCAGAGAGCUGAAUCUGAUGAAGAAGAAAAACUGCAGCUUUGUGGAACUUCUUAGCGUGCUUUACCCUGAAACGAAAGACACAGGAAUCUUUACAUACGGUGAACGCAAAAUGCUUUUCAUCCUGGAUGGUUUAGACGAGAACCGACUGUCUUUGGAUUUCAACAAAAUUGAAAUAGUGACCGAUGUGACACAGACGACCACAAUUUCCGUUCUUCUGACCAACCUCAUCCGGAGAAGACUUCUUCCUGCUGCUCUUGUCUGGAUAACAUCUCGGCCGGCCGCUUCCGGUCAGAUCCCUCCUGACCACAUUGAUCUUGUGACUGAGGUGCGAGGAUUUAACAACCCCCAGAAAGACGAGUACUUCAGGAGGAAAUUAAGCGACACGAGCUUGGCAGAAAGGGUGAUCAAACAUGUGAAAUCCUGCAGGAGUCUUCACAUCAUGUGCCACAUACCGGUCUUUUGCUGGAUGGCGGCGAGUGUCCUUGAGAAGAAUUUGGCGACGGGAGAGAGCAAAGACACGCCAAGGACUCUGACUCAAAUGUACAUUCACUUCUUGUCCUUGUAUGAGGGCAACAUGAAGAAGAGGAUGUCCGGAAGAAAAGAGUCGAACACAGAGAACGUGAGAACUAACCUCAUGUCAUUAGGUAAACUCGCCUUCAAGGAGCUCGAGAAAGGCCACUUGAUCUUCUACGAGAGUGACCUCAUCCUGAAUGGUAUCAAAGUCACACAGGCAUCCAUGUUUUCAGGAAUCUACACCCAGAUCUUCAACGAGGAGCGGACACUGUGCCAGGAGAAGAUGUUCUGCUUUGUGCACCUGAGUGUCCAGGAAUUCUUUGCUGCUUUAUACGUCUUUCUCACGUUCCACAACGAAAACACCAACGCCUUGAUCAAGAGGUCGUCUGCUGCGCGACGAUUCCUAUCAAGAGGCUCUUCAGAGCUCAUCCUCUACAAGGAGGCCGUGGAAAAGGCUAUACAGUGCGAGAAUGGACAUUUUGACAUCUUUCUGCGCUUCCUUCUGGGCUUGUCUCUGGAAACUAAUCAGACUCCGUUGAAGCAUCUAAUGACGAGCAACAGAACCAACCAAAGGACAAGAACUGAGAUCCUCAAACACAUAAAAGAGAGGAUCAGGGAGAGUCCGUCACCAGACAGAUGCCUCAAUCUCUUUCACUGUCUGAAUGAGCUGAACGAUCACUCUCUUAUUGAGGAGAUUCAGAGCUUCCUCCACUCUGGCAGUCUUAACAAAGCCCAACUCUCACCUUCCCAGUGGGCCACUUUGGUGUUUGUGUUACUGACGUCGGAAGAAGAGCUGAGUGUUUUCAAACUGAGCAAUUACACCAGGACAGAAGAAGGUCUUCUGAGGCUGCUUCCUGUUGUCAAAACAGCACAAAAGGCAAACCUGAAUGCAUGUAACCUCACUGCAAACUGCUGUACAACCCUGGGGAAUGCCAUCAGCUCAUCCAAACUCAGAGAGCUGGACCUGAGUAACAACAAGCUGACAGAUAGAGGCAUAGUGCUGCUCUCUGUUGGACUCAAGGACAGCAAACUGGAGACACUCAGACUGAGGAGCUGCAACUUAACGGACGUCAGCUCUGAUCACCUGGCCUCAGUUAUCAGCUCAGCUUUUUGCCAGCUGAAAGAAUUGGACCUCUCUGAUAAUGACUUUCUGGAUAAAGGAGUCCAAAAGCUCUCUGGUGGACUGGAAAGUCCUCACUGUAAACUGGAAAUACUCAGUUUGUCCCUUUGCAGAGUGACUGAAGAAGGCUGCACUUUCUUGGUAUCUGCUUUGAACUCAUCCAGACUGAGAGAGCUCGACCUGAGCUACAACCACCCAGGAAACUCGGGUCUGGAGCUGCUGUCUGCUCUGGAAGCCGACCCACAAUGCAGCCUGAAGAAACUCAGUGUGGAGGAGUGUGGCGAAUCCAGGAGUCAGCCAAGUCCAAAGAAAUAUACCAAAAGACUCGCCCUGGACCCAAACACAGCACACAAAGAUCUUCUUCUGGAGGAGGAAAACAGGAAAGCGACGCGCUGGACAAGCAACAAAUAUCCCGAUCACCCAGAAAGGUUCGACUUCUGGACACAGGUGCUGUGCAAGGAGGGACUGGCAGAACGCUGCUACUGGGAGACAGAGUGGUGUGGGAGGGCUUUCAUUGGAGUGGCCUACAAAAGGAUGUGCAGGAAAGGAGAGGGUCUGGACUGCUGGUUAGGCAAAAAUGACUGUUCCUGGGGACUUUACUUCACCAAUGACGGGUACAAGAUCUGGCACAACAACAUAUGCACUGCUGUGAACAUCCCUCCAAACUUCAAUAAAGUGGGAGUCUAUCUGGACUGGUCCUCGGGGACACUGUCCUUCUUUAGGAUCAGCUGUGGUACAUCGACCCUCCUCCACACCUUCCACACCACCUUCACUGAGCCCGUCUACCCAGGGUUUUGGCUCGGUUGGGUUGACUCCGUCGUGUACUUGUGCUAAGUAUUAACUGGACUUUCAUUUACCCUCAGACAAAACUCCUGAAGAUGGUAACAUAAUGUUGUAUUUUCUGUCUCCCUGCUCAUGAGCGAGAAACUAAAAAAGGUUUCAUGUUCUGAAGUAUUUCCUCAGUGUGGAUUUUAUUCUUUGAGGUUAAUUCUGUACAGAAGGAAGAAAUCCACAGAUAAAGGAUUUAGGAGAACCGAUACUGAAGAGUCCGAAAAAUUUGACAGAGACGUGCGCACUUUCUCUUUUUUUAACUUCAGUAGAAGUAUGAAAGUUUCAAUUCUUCUUUUUAGAAAAGUAGGUCAAAAGUACAAGUUUGUACUUGCUUUAAUGUAAGAAGAUCUUUAAUAUCUGUGCAAAGCUUACACAACCUAAGGUCAUAUUACAGCACUGUUAAACUCAAAUGAUUUUUCAUGAAAUGAAAAUAAUGAACAUUCACUUCAUUGCUCCAGCUUGCAAAUGUGAAUCUGCUCCAUUGUUGUUAAAAAUGUUGGCUUUUACACUGAAAUCUGAGACCAAAAACUGCUGUGGGACCUUCCCUUUCCUCUGUUUCAAUGUUCAGUAAAACAGACAUUUACCUUUUUCUCCUUUAACUUCUUUUUAUGAAGAAUGCUCUUUGAAUUAAGAUCUUCAAUAUAACAAGGACACAUGCAUUUUAUGUUAAAAUGGCUUUGCUCUAAUUGUUCACUGUUUGGAGCGCAAUCCUCCAAACACUAUCUGACGAUUUCAGAAUGGCAGUUCAGCUUGAUCCCACAGAUGUUUUAGGCAUAGUUAGAGAAAAUACAAUAAUUUGUAACUCUGUUAGCAAUGAGGCUGAUCUUUCUCCAAUGGAAGUCUCAUCAUCCCCCCAGCUAGUUUACACGUAUAAAGCACUUACGUAAAAAAAAAAAACAGUGACUUACAAAAAACAUGGCUCCUCUGAUGAAUUUGAAGAAACAUGGAAACCCUUUAUGGAUUAUCUUAAAGUUCAAACCAAUCGCCCCAUUGAGCUGAUUGUUACUAAGCCAGAGUAUGUAUAACCUUUAUCACCGUCAUUGUAUUGCGUUAGAGUUAAGUCUUGCUGUCUUAUUUCAUGCAACUUUUUUCACUUUGCUCAUUCGUUUUUUAUUCCCUGUAAUAUGGAUUUUUUUUAAAAGAAAAAAGAAAAGAAAAAUGUUUAAAAAAAAGGUACGGAGCUCCUGAAGUCCCAAAAAGCAAAAAAAAAAAAAAGAUUGUGCACACUAUUCUUUUUUUUUUUGGGACUCCAGGAGCUCUGUAAAAAAAGUGAUACUUAUUAUGUAACAACAUAUCUCUUGCAGAGAAUGACUGUUUGGUAUCUGUGUUUGUGUCAUUUGUAAUAAAGUUUUUUUUUACGGUGAAAACACAGACUACCAGAGAAAGGAGAAGCCGUGUCAAGUUUCACUUUCAACAAUCAUUUUAUUAGCAGUCCCAAGAGGCAAUGAAAAAAAAAAAAACACAAAUCAAAGAAAAGAAA